This is a messenger RNA of Diabrotica virgifera virgifera (western corn rootworm), 888 nucleotides long. RefSeq lists its product as uncharacterized. The coding region runs from base 1 to 888 and encodes 295 amino acids. NCBI's taxonomy places the organism in Eukaryota, Metazoa, Arthropoda, Insecta, Coleoptera, Chrysomelidae. The transcript has a single exon. The record is from RefSeq and is a predicted model, not a curated record.
AUGUCGUCUUCUGAAAGCACAGAGCUUUCACCGAGCAAUUCCGCUCAAAAUGCUGAUGAACCCACCCAACCCGAAUCCUUCUCGAAGUCAGAGCAUGAGUCGUCUGACGACGAUGCUUCUGGCGACGAAUCCGCCCCUAGAGCCUCUUCCCCCAAGUCGGAGAUGGAGGAAGAGUACUCUAGUUCUGAAGAUGAACAAAUGCCAGAAAAUAAGUUCUCCGAUGAAGAGGUCAGAGUAGCUUACGAAGACCUCGAAGAAACCCCUCAGGUUUCUUCAGAAAACGAAACUUGCGACUCUGAAACCCCUCAGGUCUCAGAAAAACCCCAAGCCCGUGUAGAAUUCGACACUUCGAAUAGCUGCAACCGACGCUCCGAGAAAAAACAGGCAAAUAAAAGGCCUCGUAACCCCUCAAGCCCUACCCAAAAUCCUGAGCUGAAAAAAGCCAAAGAUUUAGAUGCGAUGCAACGAUCGAUCGACGAAAUGAUCGCUCGGCUGCAUCAGUCCGAAAUUGCCAGAAAGCAAGACCAAAAAGCCUAUGACCAGCAAAUUGAUCGAUUAAUGGCAGAGCUACAAAAGCUCAAUGCCAUUAACGCUCAGAAAGACGAGGAAAACCGAGGGCUAGUCUCAAGGUUGAUGAGUCUUACGCAAGGACCAAAAGCUUCCCCUGAACCCACCCACGAUAUAGCAUCUACGAACGCGAAGAUCGAGGAGCUCAUCAUGAAUCUCCAGAACUCGGAAGCCAUAAGACAGAGGGAAAGAGAGAGACAUGGUAGAGAAACAGCCGAGAUGAUGGCCGAGCUAAAACAGCUAAGGGCCACGAUCGAGCAAAAAGAUCUAAGAAACCAGGAGUUAGUCGAUCAGCUGAUGAGACUAACUGCUGAAAAGUAA